CAAUGACUUGUCUGCAAUCACAAGAAUGUCGAAAAAACAACGUUGCUUGAUGAUGGAAUCCCUGCCCCACGAUGUCGUAGAGCGCAUCCUAGAGAGACUGGCUGUGGAUCCUCUGCUGAGAUUCAAGGCUGUAUCGAAACAAUGGAAAUCAACUAUCGAAUCUCCAGUCUUCCAGCGAAGACAGUUCACACAUAGUCAGCAAUCAGGUAAUCCAGAUGUUCUCAUGGUCUCCCUAUGUCGUUAUGAUGUUAUUAAUCCCGAUAUAGAAGCUCUUGCUACAUUGGUGUUGGGUUCAUCAUCAUCUGUCAAGAUCCCUACUCCUUGGGAGAAGGAGGAGGAGAACACUGAAUACUUAGUUUCCCGUGAUAGCUGUGACGGUCUCGUUUGUCUCUUCGAUAUCAGGAAAUCCGGUUUUGUGGUCAAUCCCACCACUAGAUGGUAUCACCCUCUUCCUCCCUGCCAAUUACAACAACUCAUUACUGGCUUAGGGGACAGUUUCUACGAUCUUGGAUACAGACUCUCUAUGCUUGGAUUCGGUAAAGACAAACUCACAGGCACAUACAAGGCCGUUUGGUUAUACAACUCUUUAGAAAUUGGCCUAGAAAACGCUACUACAUGCGAGAUGGGUCGAUUCAUUGGUUCACCGAGUGCGAGGAAACCAAAAUUCUAUCGUUUGAUCUUCACACCGAAACUUUUCAAGUCGUUUCUAAAGCUCCAUUUGCCAAUGUUGAUGGAUUCCAUAUCGUCAUGUGCAACCUCGACAACCGCUUGUGCGUUUCCGAGAUGAAGCGGCCCAACCAAGUGAUAUGGUCAUUCAAUUCAGGUAACAAGACAUGGCACAAAAUGUGUUCCAUUGAUCUGGAUAUAACUUCUCAUUGGUUUGGUCGUCACAUAUGCGCGGUCUUGCCACUAGCACU
This is a messenger RNA of Arabidopsis arenosa, 917 nucleotides long. NCBI's taxonomy places the organism in Eukaryota, Viridiplantae, Streptophyta, Magnoliopsida, Brassicales, Brassicaceae. The record is from the annotation of a GenBank genome assembly.